This is a messenger RNA of Bipolaris victoriae FI3, 1074 nucleotides long. RefSeq lists its product as hypothetical. The transcript is spliced from 5 exons. Bases 1 to 1074 code for a protein of 357 amino acids. Gene Ontology annotation, molecular function: transmembrane transporter activity. Gene Ontology annotation, biological process: transmembrane transport. The record is from RefSeq and is a predicted model, not a curated record. Lineage: Eukaryota; Fungi; Ascomycota; Dothideomycetes; Pleosporales; Pleosporaceae.
AUGGCCGCAGACUCGGCAUCCAGCGCUGACGCCCGAUAUGCCGAGUCGAGAGGUAGCAGCGAGAAGAAGACGACCGAUGGCAUGCUCGACGCAAAGCAUGUGGCGGCGGCCAAGGCAACCAAUGGCGACGGCGAGGCUGCCGUCUACUACACUGGAUGGCGCCUUACCGCCGUCAUGGCCACCAUCAACCUGACCACCCUCAUUGCUUCCUUGGAUCUGGGCACUGUAGCCACAGCUAUUCCGGCAAUCACGAGGGACUUCAAUGGUUUGGAAUAUAUUGGCUGGUACAGCGGCGCAUGCUUCCUCCUUGUCGGCAGUAGCAGUGCUUUAUCAGGUAAGCUGUGCAAAUACCUAUCUGCACGAUACGUGUUUAUGGCGGCACUUGGCAUCUACCUCGUGGGCAGUAUCGUGGCCGCGGCAGCGCCCAACGGCAUCGCAUUGGUCGUGGGAAGAGCUCUGCAAGGUCUUGGUUGCUCAGGAGCGAACUUCCUAGUUCUCUUCUACCUUCCAAUCUACUUUCAGGAUGUCAAGGGCACAUCGGCCAUCACCAGCGGUGGUAUGAUGGGCAAGACCCGCAUGAUCCACCCUUUCACCAUCACCAGUGGCCUCCUCACAACUCUCGGCGCGGCUCUACUGUGGUCCACGGAUGUCAACGCCUCCAACGCAUGGUACAUCGGAGCGCAGGUGCUAUUUGGUCUCGGCAUUGGGCUCGGCAACCAGGUUCCAGUCACCGUGCUGCAGGCAUCCGCUUCAGCGGAAGACGUCGUGGCAACAACUGGCAUCAUUUCCAGUGACGUUCUAAACAGCAACUGGUGCACUUUGAUUGGGAAUGCCAAAUACAUUGCCAUUAGCAGGGUCCUGAGCUCCGGAGCAGGAGAGCUACAGACCCUCUACAACGGUUCGCAGUUGGACCAGGUGCGCAAUGCGUACAUGGUCGGAAUAAAGGACGUGUUCGUCUUCUGCAUCGAUGUGUCGGCCGCCACCAUCUUUGCCGCGCUGCUAGUGCCUUUUGUAAGGAUGCCUGAGACCGAGACCCCGAAGCUGGAGGCACAGGAGAAGUCAGCGGAGACAUAG